AUGGCUGUCAGUCGUAUGUCGAAGGGCGCACGUGAGAUAAUUGCGGAAAUGCAUGCUAUGAUAUCUGCGCUAUGCUCCAUGGACUCCAUUAUCGACGAAGGGAUGAGUGAUGUGGAAAGAUCCGCGAAAUUAUCACAAGGCGCGUUUCUUGCUACGAAACAAAAUUGCGAUGAUCGAGGGCUCUACACUAUGUGGGAGAUAAUCCUGUCAAUGUCGUGGGUCAUAUUAUGUCAUCUUUUUGAACUCCUUUCUGCUGUUGUUUAG
This is a messenger RNA of Cylicocyclus nassatus, 264 nucleotides long. The record is from the annotation of a GenBank genome assembly. Lineage: Eukaryota; Metazoa; Nematoda; Chromadorea; Rhabditida; Strongylidae.